UCACCGAUAGGAAGCUGUGUUAGUAGUUAACUCUUUCUGAAAUAUUUCGAUUAACUAUUGAUCACAAUCAAAUUUAUAUAUUAUUACAUUAUAUCUAUAUCAACUACAGUGCUAUACCAUUUAGUGCAUUAUAUUAUUAAAAUAUAACGUUUUAGUAAUGAGUUCAAAAACCUUUAAAUAUCUUCGUCGUGAAGGUGCAUUGUCUCAAUAUUGCUGUGUCCCGUCCUGUAAAAUGUCCUCAAGAUUUAAUUCUGUGAUUAGUUUCCACAGUUUCCCUUUGAACAAAGAAACACGCAAAAAGUGGCUUCAGAAUAUCCAGCGUGAGGACUGUGAGGUCAGUCCUAAUAUAAGAGUAUGCAGUCGACAUUUCAGGACUGAUGAUUUUAUUGAGCAAUCGACUCCCACAUCGCGCCGCCUGCUGAAGAAGGGCGCCGUGCCCACGCUGUUCACGAGGAGCAGCUCACCAGUGCGCACCGGGUUAUGGAGGAGAAGACGCAUCCCGCCUCCUUUAAAACAAGAUCCUGUGCCCACGGGCUUCCAGCAUCAGGAGCAUGAUUAUUGCUCAUCUCUCGUCCAGGAUCAUCUGGAAGUGGAUGAGACCGAAGUUCUCCGAAAGGAGUUCGAGCGCCUGAAGAGGCAGGUUGCGUUGUCUGUCCUUCAGAGGUUUUGUUUGGGGCGAUUUGCUGCAUCUGACGAUGACAUACGGUUUUACACUAGAUUUGCAACUUACAACCACUUGAUGGCGUUCUGGAGACUCAUUGAGCCCGUGUCCCACAACAUGUUUCGUGUGACCAGAGUCAGGACAGCUACAGUGAGCGAAGCUGGAGCAUCAGGCAGUACAUCUCGUCAAUCCAUGCAGCCCAUAGAUGAGUUUUUCCUCUUCAUGGUCCAUCUCUCAGUUGGUCUAACAGAGAGAGAUCUAGCCCACAGAUUCAAUAUCUAUCAGUCCGCCGUGAGUCCAAUCAUUACAAGUUGGGCCAGUUUUCUCUACGCCAUUCUUGGAUCUGUGCGCAUCUGGAUGUCUGAGGAGGCGGUCAAGGCUCACAUGCCAAAGGAGUUUCAGAACUAUCCAGACACACAUGUUGUGAUAGACUGCAUAGAGCUGCGUUGCAAAACACCAACCUCUCUUCUGCUUCAAGGUGAAGGGUCCCACUGCACCUACAAGGGUUUAAUUGGCAUGGCACCGCAUGGUGCAGUCACUUUUGUGUCAUCCGUGUGUGCAGGAUCUGUCAGUGACAAGGAGCUUCUGAAGCAGUCUGGGAUUGUGUCAUUCCUGAAACCUGAAAUGGCCAUUAUGGUCAAAAAAGGUUUUUUUAUAGACAACUAUGUACCGUGCAAAGUUUACCGACCUUCCUGUCUGCUAAAGCAGGAAAAGAUGCCAGCUGAGGAAGUGAGGGAAACUCAGUCCAUUGCUCAGCUCAGGGUCCACAUUGAGCGUCUUAUUGGCAGGGUGAAGCAACACAAGCUGCUGGAUACGGUCAUUCCUCUCUGCGACACCAGGACCAUCAACCAGCUAUACACUGUUGCUUGCCUCCUUAUAAACUAUCAGAAUGGCCCCCUGUUAAAAGCAUGGGCAAAUGAUUAAAGACUGAGCAAAUGAUUAAACACCAGACAAAACACUGCUGUUGGAGGAUAGAUUAAAGGACUGUAAUGUAAAUGUAUAGAUAAAAAUAAACAUGCAAAUAUAAAUAACUUUGAUACUAUGUUUCUGCAUGCAUGUAAAUAUAAAUAACUUUGAUACUAAGUUUCUGCAUGCAUGUAAAUAUAAAUAACUUUCAUAGUGUUUGUGUAAACAAAAGAUUUUAUAAACCUUUUCUUGUAUGCCACUGUUAUGUAAACGUAAUUAUAAAAAACUUUGAUACUGUGUUUCUAUAGCUAGUUAUUUAUGUUUACAGUGGAAAAGUUUUAUAAAGUUGUUUAUAUUUUUACAGAAACACUGGAUCAAAAAGAUAAAUUUGCCUAUGUAACUUUUAUACGAUGUGUCUGUAAACAUGUAAAUAUAAAUAACUUUGAUACUGUGUUUCUAUAUGUUUACAGUGGAAACGUUUUAUAAAGCUGUUUACAUUUUUACAGAAACACUGGAUGAAAUAUAUAAAUGUACCUAUGUAACUUUUAUACAAUGUUUCUGUAAACAUGUAAAUAUAAAUAACUUUGAUAGGGUUUAUGUAAAACAAACAAAAACUUUAGAGUGUGUUUUUUUUUUCUUACACCACUGUAAUGGAAACAUGCAAAUGUAAAUAAUGUACGGAAACAGUAUCAAAGUUAUUUAUGCAGUUAUUUUCCUGUAUGCCACUGUAAUGUUAACAUACACAUAACUUUGAUAUGAAUCAAAUAUCUGUAUUUUAUGUAAGUAAUAAUUAAUAAAAGAACUGUGCAGUGUUAAACUACUUUUUUUUUUUACAUUGCAAGAA
This is a messenger RNA of Cyprinus carpio (common carp), 2411 nucleotides long. RefSeq lists its product as uncharacterized. The record is from RefSeq and is a predicted model, not a curated record. NCBI's taxonomy places the organism in Eukaryota, Metazoa, Chordata, Actinopteri, Cypriniformes, Cyprinidae.